AUGUCUAUCCAAUGGACAGACGACUGGGAAGAUAAAACUCACCAAACACUCCCAAGGUUGAUUAAGUCAUACGUCGACAAAGAAGACUUCUCACACGCCGUUCGUGAAAUCCUACGUCUAACCGAACUCCUGAUCCUGUCCAGCCACCUCACCGAGGCCCAUCUGAUUGCCUCGGCGGUCUAUAGAUUGGUUAAAGAUUUUGAACUCACCGACAAGGGCGAAGACCUUGACUUUGAGAUAUAUACACCUGCCACUCUAGAGAUUUUCUGGAAUGUGAAUCAAUCAGCCUUCCCCCGACCCAGGAGGGCACCACCCUCCGAUCGAGGAGACCCUGAAACUUGGAUGCCCCAACAGCAAUGGGGCAAAUACCGGGAAUGUACCCGUACAGGCUGGAUGUUGCAGCAUGUUGGGCUCGCCGAGCCAGAGAACCCCUCUGCUAUCUGGCGCGAGACAGAUGACCCAGCCAUGCUGGCGAUGUGUGCGCGACUGCUUGCGAAAACAGCCACCCCAUGUACCUAUCCGCCCAACGAUCUAGCGCGGGAAGCACUCGAGGUAGCGCAGAAACUCUAUGCAACGCCGGACACACCCAGGGAAGAGUGUGGUUCGGGGUCCGCCAAGCCAAAAAGACAGUCAUACUUACUGUACCGGCGGUUGGCUGUCGAGCUCGCGAUUCGCUUGGGUGAAUUGCAAACAGCGGCGGAUAUUCUUGGCCAAGGGCUGAGACAGGAUCUAUUUACUAACGGGGGCGGAUUGAGUGACUUUUUGAUGGUGCCUGGUAUCUACGAUGUCUUGCCUCUAUUGGCCCGUGGUGGGAAGGAAAGCAAUCCUUUCUUUAUUCCCAAAGAGGAUGCAGUGGUUAUGGUGAGGGAGAUAACUGCUGCACUGGAGCUACGGGCUGAGCAUGGGAGACAGUGGGCAUUGCAUCCAUCCAAGGUUGGAUGGAGGGAGUUGUUGGAUCGACUCGCUGAGGGGGCAUGGAAAGCCCACCCCAAAGAGUACCAGGACAUGGGCAUAAAGAGUGCCAAGGAAAUCUUGUAUGAGCCUGCCACGGAGGAGGAAAUUAUGGCGGCGGAGGAGAAAGUCGGGGAGCUGCCCGCUGAUUUAAAGGAGAUGGUUCGAUUGGCGAACGGAUUCAAGGGCGGCUGGCACUUCUUCGCAGGUGGCAUAGCGGGCAUUCAAUAUAUCACCACAGAGGGAUACGGCUAUGCAGACAUUGGCUAUGAGCAUUACGAAGAUGAGCUGGGAGAUAUCGAGUACAAUAUGAUUCAACUCGAGCCCGGCACCGAAUGCGAUUCAUUUGACCAUUUCAUCGUUCCUCCUAGGUUUUGGAAGGAGGGCAAGGAGCGGGCGGGAAAAGAAGUCAAAGAUGGCGAGUAUCAGUACUGGCAUUGGGCAUCUUGGAGAGGGAGUGGAAUCUGUCACUGGGACUCUGUGCGGGACUUUGUUUGUAGCUGCGUGGAGGAGGUAGAGGAGAUGAUUGAGAAAGGGGGAGAGGAGGACUGGGAAUCAAGCUCUUAAGCGGAUUACCUGGGGGAAGUUGAUUGCGGCGCACCGCAGUCUCUAACUGCCAGUGCGCCAGUUCAAUCUUGCCUGCA
Messenger RNA from Penicillium samsonianum, 1595 nucleotides. Its product is annotated as SMI1/KNR4 family protein. The record is from RefSeq and is a predicted model, not a curated record. Bases 1 to 1518 code for a protein of 505 amino acids. Lineage: Eukaryota; Fungi; Ascomycota; Eurotiomycetes; Eurotiales; Aspergillaceae. The transcript is spliced from 2 exons.